This is a messenger RNA of Phoenix dactylifera (date palm), 1342 nucleotides long. RefSeq lists its product as uncharacterized. NCBI's taxonomy places the organism in Eukaryota, Viridiplantae, Streptophyta, Magnoliopsida, Arecales, Arecaceae. The record is from RefSeq and is a predicted model, not a curated record.
UAUUUCGUUUUGGAUAAAUGCGGCGCCGACCGUUUGAACGAAAGAAAUAGACAUUAGAGCAAUCCACCUUCCUUUAAUCUUAUCCGAUGGACUGGUAAUCGAGAUUCUCCAAUUCCACGAAUAGCACGCGCAGCGUAUAUACCGACUACCCCGUCCGCUGUAACCCAACCCUCCGCUCCGGCAUUCGGCGUCCUCCGCACCCCGUAUCCGGUCCCUGCGCUGCAAAAACACCGCCUAUCCCACCCUCUCCUCCAACCGCUUCUCCCGACGAAUCCCCGGCCGAAGAUUCGUGUCCCAUAGUCUGCAUGUCUGAAAAUUUGCACAAAGUUUGGGACUUUGAUGCUGACAUUGGUGAACAGGAGGGUGAGAUCGGGACUUUCGUACUAAUUGGAAGUGAGAAGUCCAUUCCAUAGUCCUACGUGACUUGUCAUUCAGACUGUACUCGGUGAUAUUAGAUGGAUAGUCCAACAGUAGACACUUUCUCUUAGCUUAUAUGGGGUGUUGUUUGGGAGGACUAGCCAAAAGUGAAUCAACGGACAGAUCAUUGAACGCCCACCAAGAUUGGAACAUAGGCCACUUAUCAAUCUGUAGAGAAAGGCCAUGGUUAUCUACUCCAGACAAAAUGGAAAGCAAUAACAGCAAUUUUCACACCCCUGAAACAUACCUGUCUUCAGGUGCCCCUUCUGUUGGCGAAGAAAACAAGUUUUUGCAGGAAAAUGGAAAUGACUCUUCAUUUAUCAACCAAGCUGCUAUAGCUUGGAAUGAGAUGAGAAGAGAAUGGGUUGGUGAUCGGUCAAAUGGAUCCCAUAGAAGAUCAAGAGAACCUAUAAUAAGCUGGUGCACUACAUAUGAUGACUUACUGUCAGUUGGUCAACCUUUUCCUCAGCCAAUCCCAUUAUCUGAAAUGGUAGACUUUUUGGUAGAUAUCUGGUAUGAAGAAGGGCUUUAUGAUUAGAAGAGGAAUAUCUACCCAGCAGUUUGAUGGUUGCAGUUGCGAUUCUUUAUAGGCCUAUCAACACCAGCAGGCAGCUCUUGUUCGCGUUAUCAGAAGGAGUUACCUUUAAUUUGGGUGGCUAUACAAAAUAAGUAUUAGAUAUCCUCUUAACAGUGAAGGAAAGCACCAUUAGAUACAUUCCAUUACUUUGUCUCAUUGAAUUAUGGUACAAGGACCUUGUUCAGUAUUGCUUGUAAGUGUUCACUUGGAAAAGUCUGGUUAGCCUGCUAUAUGAGCUGAAUGAAUUCUGUAAAUUUUAUGAGUAACAUAUUAUUAGUAUUGUAGACAAAGCUCUUGAAUGGAAUCAAAGCAUAUUUCGGGGGCCCAGAAUUCCUCUACCAUUGAAAA